GAGAACAUGGCUGGGAGCCGGAGCUCCGGCCGGCUAUUGGUUCAGGCGAGGGGCCCAGCCCUGCUGCUGCUGUCUCUACUGCUGCUGCUCUCCCCACUCCUGCCAGGAUGCUCUGCGAAGGCCAAGCGCUAUGAGCCCACCUGGGACUCCCUGGAUGCCCGCGAACUCCCGGCUUGGUUUGAUGAGGCCAAGUUUGGGAUCUUCAUUCACUGGGGAUUGUUUUCCGUGCCCGGCUUCGGAAGCGAGUGGUUCUGGUGGUACUGGAGACAGGAAAAAAUUCCAGCCUUUGUAGACUUCAUGAAAGCUAACUAUCCUCCUGAUUUCAAAUACGAGGACUUUGCACUGGAUUUUAAAGGAACAUUUUUUAAUGCUACUCAAUGGGCAGAAAUUUUUCAGGCCUCAGGUGCCAAGUACAUUGUCUUGACCACCAAACAUCAUGAAGGUUUCAACCUGUGGAAAUCUAAUAAUUCAUGGAACUGGAAUUCUGUUGACAGGGGGCCAAAAAGGGACAUUGUUAAAGAAAUGGAAGUAGCUAUUAGAAAUAAAACCAGCCUACACUUUGGCCUGUACUACUCCCUUUUUGAAUGGUUCAACCCCCUUUUCCUUUCGGAUCAAGCUAAACAUUUCAAUUCAAGAAGUUACCCAACCGCUAAGACCCUUCCUGAUCUUUAUGACCUGGUGAACACAUACAAGCCUGAGAUUCUCUGGGCAGAUGGUGAUGGAGAUGCUCCAGAUACCUACUGGAACAGCACUGGCUUCUUAGCCUGGUUGUAUAAUGACAGCCCAGUUCGGGAUACAGUUGUAACCAAUGAUCGCUGGGGACUUAAUAACAUCUGCAAGCAUGGUGGCUACUAUACCUGCAGUGACCGUUACAACCCAGGACACCUGUUGCCUCACAAGUGGGAAAACUGUAUGACCAUAGACAAGGAAUCCUGGAGUUACAGAAGGAACGCUCCCCUCUCUGACUUCCUCACAAUUGAAGAAAUAGUGUCGCAAUUAGUGGAAACAGUCUCGUGUGGAGGAAAUUUUUUGAUGAACGUUGGUCCCAACAAAGAUGGAGUGAUUUCUCCAAUAUAUGAAGAGCGUCUGAGGCAAAUGGGAUCCUGGUUGAAAGUCAAUGGGGAAGCCAUUUAUGAAAGCAAACCUUGGCGAGCACAGACUGACAAGCUCACACCAAGAGUCUGGUAUACAUCAAAACCUAAAGAAAAUCUGGUUUAUGCUAUAUUCCUGCAGUGGCCAUCAUCAAGAAUGCUGGUACUUGGCGAGCCUAAGGCAACUUCUGGGGCCACAACAGUGAAGUUACUGGGUUAUCAAGAUCCACUUAAAUGGGUUGCUGUGCCAAAUCAAGGAAUAAUAGUGGAGCUUCCUGAGUUAACUCUUAAUGCAUUGCCCUGUGAAUGGGGCUGGUCUCUAGAACUGAGAAAUGUACAGUAGCAUUUAGCAGGCUAAAUUUUCAAGUUUGCUGUUUGCCUACAUUCUACUAAGUCCUUGCACAUUCAGUACACAAAAUUAAACGGAGAAGCUGGCGCACAAUCUAGGCAAAACAAAGAAGAGAGAUAAUCUGGUUGAUAAUGAAUGGUCUGUUUGGAGCUCGAAUUGCCCAGUUAAUUGCUUCAGUUUCCUGAAGAUCUUGAUCAUCAGAGACUUGCUCAUGACAGAUAUUUUUGUGUGUUGGGGGGAGGGGAUUUAAAAAAUAGUAUUUGUUUUUUAUUGUUUUGAAAACAUUUGUCAAAAUGUUUUUGAGAGUUCCUAUAAUAAAAGAGCAUUGUUGCA
This is a messenger RNA of Gracilinanus agilis (Agile Gracile Mouse Opossum), 1773 nucleotides long. It is a transcript of the gene FUCA2, whose product is annotated as alpha-L-fucosidase 2. The transcript is spliced from 7 exons. Bases 7 to 1434 code for a protein of 475 amino acids. Gene Ontology annotation, molecular function: alpha-L-fucosidase activity. Gene Ontology annotation, biological process: fucose metabolic process; glycoside catabolic process. The record is from RefSeq and is a predicted model, not a curated record. NCBI's taxonomy places the organism in Eukaryota, Metazoa, Chordata, Mammalia, Didelphimorphia, Didelphidae. Gene Ontology annotation, cellular component: lysosome.